Messenger RNA from Schistocerca americana (American grasshopper), 4884 nucleotides. RefSeq lists its product as uncharacterized. NCBI's taxonomy places the organism in Eukaryota, Metazoa, Arthropoda, Insecta, Orthoptera, Acrididae. The coding region runs from base 4046 to 4726 and encodes 226 amino acids. The transcript has 2 exons. The record is from RefSeq and is a predicted model, not a curated record.
GGCGUAUACACUCUGAAUGUGGUAAUUAGAAAUGAUGGAGGUAAUAAAGUAGUAAUUCUUGACUUUUCAACUGAAUGGAGUGCAAGAGGAUGUGUUGUUUCAAAUAAAGUUAGAAAACAGUAAGAUAAAGGAGAAAAAAAAAAUAAUAACAAAAAAAGAAGUUGUGUUAGUGUGGAGGUUGAUGUUUGGAUGAGGAAGUAAGAAGUACAACAGAGAAAACAUACAAAAAUAAAGAAUAAGGUGUGGUAGUGAACAGGAGUCAUGAAGUGAAUAUGAAUUGCUUACAAAUAGAGUUUGGUGAUGAAUGUAUUGAGAACUAAGAUUGGCCCUGUAUGUCGCACUUGUAAGAUAUGAGUUUGUGCAGUUCGUGAUAUCGUGAUGUAGUAGUGUGUGUGACUUGAUGAAAUGACUGGCCACAGAGGUGAAUAUGUAUUGUCCCAAAGGGAAAAACAGCCUUUGCAAUCAGCAGAAAGAGGUAUGGUAGAAGCCCAUUAAAAUACUUUUUCACUUUAGGUGAGGAAGAGAGGACGAGGCAAUUUAGAAUGUGUACAGAAAGGAAAAAAGAGAAGAAUUGGAUGUUGGUUUGAUUGUUAUGAGAAUGUUAUUUGUGCUGCAUGUAGAUUGAUUCCCAAACAAUUACGAUGGCUGUUAUGGGUGUAUAAAUUUAUUCUCAAUAUAUUUGAAAUGUAGCUGGCGUAUUUCUAUUAGAUGGUGAUGAUGUACGAAAGAGAGUUGAAAAUACCUAAAGGGGAGAAUUUUCUGAGAAUGGAGGUUAAACUGUAUGAGGCAGAGGUUCUUGUUGCCCAUGUAAUUCCAAUUCUUAGAUGUCCCUUGUAUAAGCAGGAAUGUGAGUUAGAAAUUAGAAUGUAAGUGAUGGAGGUGAUAUUGAUGCCACUGACAGGAUAGGAGACGUGAGAUGAGCUGUGAUGUGGCUGAUUCUAUAAUAAUUGUUUGUGAGUGAAUUGGUGCCCUGUGUAAAAAGAAAAAUCUGACCAAAAGGUAGUGUAUCCCAGAGUAAAGUGACUGAGGAUAUGUUGAUAAGGUGAUGUGAGCACAAUAUUAAGGGAGAGAUUGGUUAAAAGGCAUGGGUUUAAGUAAAGUGAGAAUGAGUCUGAAGAAUAUUUAGAGGUGCAUGAAUUUAACAGUGCUUGAAGCAUAUAUAGUGUAUAGGUGUAAGAAAGAAUGACUAACGAGAUAUGUUUGAGCCUUGUUAUAAAAUUUGAUUUUGAGAGUUAUAUUAUUGAGUUUUAGGCACAUUGUGUGAGUCAGGAGAUGAAAGUAAUAUUUGCGACAUUGCAAAUUAGGAAGAGGGUGGAUGGUGUUUGGAGAUUUCCAUGCAGAUGCAGAUAUAAUAGUAAGUUGCAAGAUAUGGUAUGUGUAUGAAAAUUGUAAUUGAUGGCCCUUUCCAUUGAGGUAUUGAAGCUCAUUGUCGUUUGAAAUGAGAUGCUCCCCACAUAAGUCCUGUGUUAUAGAAACUAUGUUAAUUUAAAAUGUGUGUCCACAUGAUGGAGGUACCUGAUGUGAAGUGAAAUUUAGAAUGGAAGUGGUUGUGUGUGAGAGGAUGUGAUCCAUGCCCAAAUCAGAGAAUUAGUCAUGUGUAAUGGAGAAUAAUGAUAGUGUGGAAGUAAGUAAGUGUGAGAGAGAGUGAAAUGCCAUUGGAACCACUAUUAGUGAAAUGAUUUGUAUUGAUGUUAAGAACAGGAAACAUUGAAAAUGUAGGUUUUAAAGCCUUAAAGCAUGAUGUUGAUCAUGUGAGUGGCUUUCUGGAAUGGGACUGUGUUAUUAACAUUUAUAGAAGUUAUAAGAGUGCAACUGCGGAGAGGUAGUAUGUGUUAUGAAGUAAAUCAUAGACUUGUAAUAAAGGAUCACUUGAGUGACCCUUGGUUCGACACCUCCAAGAAAACAAGGCCAACCAACAUGGGUUGCUACUUCACCGUGACGUCACGACAAGCGGUCCAAUAUGGCGAUAGUAUAUUGUUGUGAGUGGAUUGCUUUUGAGUGUCGAGCUGUGAGUUGCUGAAACUGUUGUUAUUUUGAUACAUCUCUUUCACCACCACAAAGUACUUGUCUGUUACACUAUGGUGAAUAAGUGCUGUGUACCGGGCUGUACUGAACUGAGGAAGAAGUGGACACAUGCUAUUCGACAGCAGAACUUCACUCCCUCUGAACAUUCAGUGGUUUGUCAAGAACACUUCAGUCAGAGUGACCUGAUUCUUCAAAGCACUGCAGUUGACUGGAAAACAGGGAGAACUUUGACGUUGCCUCUAGAAAACCCAAGACUGAAAGAAAAUGCAGUACCAUGUUUCCUGUCAAACUGUCCUGGUUAUAUAAGCUCAAGACAAGAUGUUUAACGAGAGCGCCCAAGCCAAAGAAGACAAUGGCUAGAAGCAGAUGCCUUAAGUAAAGCUAUAUCUGAAAGUAUAGAAACAGCUUCUGCACAAAGGGAAAAUGACAGUUUUAAAGAUUAUAGUGAAUUUUUGAAAAAAAGUGAGAAUGUUACAUUAAAUCAACAGUGGAGUAAAGUUGUGAAAGGAGAUUGUCUAUUGUUCCUGUACCUUAACUUUGAGAAAACUCCACAUGAUAUUGUGUAUUUAACAGUUUGUAGAAACCUCAGUGUUAAAUUGUAUGUAAAUGGUGUAGAGAUUGUUGCCAGCAUACUUCCAGAGAAAGUUUGCAGUGUAACUGAAGUAGAAAAUGUGAUUAAGCUGUGUACAGACUAUAUUAGUGGCAGAGAAAGUGAUUUACACAGUUAUUCAUGAAGCACUACCAGUGAAAGAAGGUAAGAGGCAGGUUGUUUCAUUCUUGAGGUCACAAUGUGCAUUAUGUCUUCAAUCCAAGGCACACCAUAAAUUUGAUCCAGAGGUUUUGAUUCUUUGUUCUGUGGUAUUUACAGUUUCUCCACAUGCUUACAAGUUUUUGCGAUCAUCUGGUUUUGUCAUUCUACCACUUCCAAACACAUUAAGGAAGCUUAGUUGUAAUAUAAACAUGAACCCAAGUAAUCCAAAUUUUUUAAGUCAUUUUCAAAUGGUUUUGUCAUUCUACAACUUCCAAACACAUUAAGGAAGCUUAGUUGUAAUAUAAACGUGAACCCAAGUAAUCCAAAUUUUUUAAGUCGUUUGAAUAUGAAGUUUCAUGUUUGGAACCACAUGAACUGUUUGUUACCUUUAUGCUAGAUGAGAUCCACAUCAAACCAUAUGUAGAUUAUAAAGGGGGAAUAUUACUGGAAUGACUUUGGAUACUGCUGAAAUAGCAACCAGUGCACAUGUAAUCAUGAUUUAGAGUAUUCUUUCUGCUUUCAAAACUGUUGUACAUGUAUUGCCUGUGAAAAAACUGAAUGCAGAGAGCUUGUUUAAUGUAGUAAGAACUUUAGUAGUAGGUAUAGAAGCAGCUGGCUUUCAGGUUGUUUCACUUGUUACAGAUAAUAAUGCCAUUAACAGAAAAUGUGUUACAUACUUUGCAAAUCCACCACAAGCCUGUUUUGUAUACCCAUCUCCUACAGACGGUAAAAGACCAAUGUUUUUUCUGCAUGACCCUGUCCAUGUUUUUAAGUUCAUAAGGAACAACUGGAUGAAUCUGAAGAGCCACAGGCAAACAUUUUGUUAUCCAGAUUUUGAUAAUUCUGAUAUUGUUAGGUACGCAUCUUUUGCUGCAGUUAGUGAAGUUCAUGACUUAGAAAGCCAAAAACUGUUAAAAUAUGGUUAUGGGUUGUCUGUGAAAGCCCUGUGGCCUUCAUCUUUAGAAAGGCAAAAUGUUAAGCUGGUGACUCAAAUAUUCAGUGAUUAUGUAGAAAGUAGCAUGGUUGAGUUGGGGCCAGUUCAUAAUGUAGAAAACUGGGAAGGUACUGCUACAUUUAUAAAUCUUAUUAGGACUUGAUGGGGGAUUGUCAAUGUUAAAGCACCUCUGAAGGAACUUCACCAUAAAGAAGAAAUGCAGAAGCCUCUGACCAACAAAGCAGGAGACAUACGUUACAGUUUUCUUGAUAAAUUUCUUACUUAGUUUGUCUGUGGAAACACACACAGCACUUCGACUCACAGCAUAUGGCUUAAUGAAAGUAACUGAAUACUGUUGCAAGGAACUAAACAUAUCAUAUAUUCUGCCAGGUAAGUUCCAGGCUGAUUCUCUGGAAGCAAGGUUUGGUCUAUAUAGACAGUUAUCAGGAUGUCAGUAUCAUAUCUCACUUAGGCAGUUGUUAGAAACUGAAAAGAAGUUAAGACUGUUAAGACUCAUGACUGUUUUAGAACUCAAUGUUCACCCACAAGAGAAGCUGAGAAUUGUACAGAUGCACAGUUGUGAUGAAAGUACUGAGAGCAGUGUGAAUGAUAGUGAAUAUACCUUUGAUGUCAAUAUUAGUGAAGAUGAUUUAAAAAAUGUUGAAUCUGAACUCCCAGUUUUAACUUACAUUGCUGGUUUCUGUUGUCACUCAUUGAUUAGGAAACUUCAGUGCAGUGACUGCACAGAUUUUUUGAUACUGGAUAGGUCAACGACAACUGAGAAAAAAAUGUUUAAUUUAUUUAGACAAUUGGACAGAGGAAGUUUGAAAUUCCCACGUGAAUUUCCUGUGACAGUAGUUAUGUAUAGUUACUUGACUCUACAAAAGUUGUUGGCAACAUCAUCAUUCCUGAAGCUGCUGAAUCAAAGAGCAGUAGCAGCUGAACUAAUUUGGAAAAUAAUUAUGGCUGCUGAUCUGUUGUGUGAAAGUUCUUGUCCGCAGCACACUGCAUCAUAAAUGUGUAAGAAAAUUAUAUGGACCACUGUAAAUAUAAUACUAAAUAAUUUUUGUAAAAAGAAAAAUGAUGAAACUUCUGUGCAGUCUCUCCAAAGUUCUAAGAAGAGGAAACUUCUAAUACUAUGCCACAAUUUGCAAUAAACUUUUUUUAAAAUUUA